Molecule: messenger RNA, 1847 nt
Organism: Sycon ciliatum
Lineage: Eukaryota; Metazoa; Porifera; Calcarea; Leucosolenida; Sycettidae
Molecular function (GO): calcium ion binding
Source: RefSeq, a predicted model, not a curated record
CGUGACCCAGAUACUGUACACAGAUCUUAGAGGAAACGAGACAGAUCUCAAACUAAAUUGUGGGAAAAUUACUGGUUUUGGUGGCAGGCCGAGGGCCCAGUUGUGUCGUCAUUCACGUCUGGAAGAAGGGUUCCGUGCCCGGUCUGGCGAUUUUCGUUCCUGACCUCUGAGGAUGGCGGAGUGGAUUCAGGCCUUCCAGUCUCAACUGUUGGUUGCGUUCCUUCUUCUACAUGCGAUAGUGGAAAUCGAAACAGCCAAUGUGAGCUGUGAAACCAGUCCUCACCAUUGCUCGUCAAACAGCCGGUGUUUGGCGCAAACUCAUGGUCUCACAUGUCAGUGUGAACAUGGUUUCUCUGGACCAACAUGCACAAGUUGGCAUGGCAACUCUGACCAGUGUCAGGGUAACGAGUACAUUGUGGUGUUGCCAGGCUACUCGGUGUACGCCGAGAAGAGAACGGCAGAGCAGGCGACGGCGGAAUGCUCCGCUUACGGACUCUACUUGCCGCCGAGCAAAAGCGUGUGUCUCCUCUCCGCACUUGCUGUCUUCGCUCGAAAAGGCAAUCAUGAAAGAUUCUUCAUGAACAGUGGCAGGACUCUGGUUGACUAUCAAGGUGAAACCAGCAUACCUGGUUCACUAGACAAAGGACGGUUUGUCUGUUCUGCUGACAUCUCCAAAAAGAAAAUCGUCUCUACCAUCUGUAAUGAUGUAAUGUACUAUGUUCCCAGAAUGGCCUCUUCAACUUUGCCAUCUGCCACACAAUGGACCACUGCUAAUACAGCUUGCCAAGGUGGUCUUGUAGUGGCUUCCGAGUUGUCACCAUGUGGUAUUUCGUUUGCGAAAAAAGUGAACACUUUGUUUGGAGUGGAUGCAUCUGAGAUCUGGUCAUCUCAGCGGGAUGUGUCCAUCGAUCUCGCAGCUUUUGUUGGAGAGACACCAACUACACAAAGUAACUCUUCAUCUAGUGUUACUUUCCUACCACUGUGUCAAGAAUCUUGGUGUAGCCAACCCACACUUUUAAAUGGCCAGGCAACAGUCACUUCUCGGAUAGCACAAUUCAAGUGCAGCAGUGGGUUUAGAUUGGUUGGCUUGCCAUUUUCGGUGUGUGCCAAUCAGACAUGGAUGUUCAAGAGAGCAUGUAUCCCUCUAAAACAAGGCGAACUGCCAGGUCCCAAGAUUUCCCUUCAUCUAUAUCCGCCAGCUUCCCAUCAGGAUGUAUGCAAGGGAACCUCUCACGGCUGUCACGAAGAUGCACUGUGCUUGAACACGCACAGCACUUUUACUUGCACUUGUCUUCCAGGAUUCACCGGUAAUGGAAGGCACUGCCAAGCUUGCACACCUCCACUCCUGGAGACUAGACCAGCAGGAUAUGCAGGAAUUGCUAAGAACGGAACAACAAUCUGCCAGAAAGGAUGGCUUCCAGAAACCUCAAAGCCAGCAACAUGCUCAGAGAGUGGUAUCUUGCAACCGACUAAAUGCAUAUCUGCAUCCCAGUACCACAGGAAUAAUGGCUAUGUUGUUAUACCAACAAUCCCGUUUUCCCGCGACCUGCUGAGGAUGAGUCACUACAAUUCCACCAAACACUGCAUAGAUACCUACGGGUAUGAGGCAAGGCUAUUGGACUUUCAAAAUGCUUUUGAAGUGGAGACUCUCUCCGUUGUGCUCGGGAAACUUGGACUUGGAGCUGCAGCCACCAACGACCUAUUCAUCUGGUCUCGACAAUCCGAUGUAUUGUCUUUAGAUGGACAUGCUUUUGGGACUCAUUACGCCUUUGAGGUGAAGGGCAGCCAGCUGGGACGCAGUCAGGCCAGGAGCAGUUUGGAGGAGCUUCCAUUUGCCUGCUUAGCCA